Molecule: messenger RNA, 6408 nt
Organism: Bemisia tabaci
Lineage: Eukaryota; Metazoa; Arthropoda; Insecta; Hemiptera; Aleyrodidae
Product: calcium-activated chloride channel regulator 3A-1
Source: RefSeq, a predicted model, not a curated record
GCACUCCAAGCGCCAGUUCGCCGCUUCAACUCGACGCCGAGAGACGUGUUCGUGCCCCCAGCGUUCGUGACUAACCUACACGUCGAAUCGUAAACAAAAUCGUUAGUUAUCGUGACCGUUUUUACUGGUUUCCUUUUACGACUUCGAAAUUUCGAGUAAUCUCAUAUUUUGUGCUACUGGGUAGUUUACUCCGGAUCCAGUUCGUUUCUCGCGUGUUUGCUGGUUGCUUAGCGACGCGUUGUUUACCUGUUUGUGACGAUGGAUUUCGUGGAGAAUGCGAAGGAUUUAGUGGUUCCCUGCGAAGGAUAACUUUGGAGUGAUCAUGUGCGAACUGUCCUGAAGGACAGCGAUUUUCUGUGUCAGUGAAUCUUGCAAUCUGCUGGGAGUUAGAAAAAAUAAACCGUGACAAUGUGGGUGAAAAGUGUUCUGUCUGUGCUUUCCCUGGUGCUCACUGCUGAAGCAGGUCGGAUUGUUUUUCAGAACGGAGCUUACAAUGGUUUAGUCUUCAAAAUCGAGGAGUAUGUGCCUUCUUCGUCGUGUAAGGAUAUCAUUCGAAAUUUAGAGGCGGCGAUCCACUCGGCUUCAAAGGCGUUGCACACGGCGCUGGACGGACGGGCUCAACUGGGAAAUGUGACUGUGCUGGUCCCGAACAACUGGCCGCAUGAUCAGAGCUGUGUCGUUGGCGAGGUCUCGCAGGGUGAAACACCCGACGUCCGAAUCAGUCUUCCGCAUGUCGCCUACAAGGACUCGAUCUGGACGCAGCAAUCCCGCGGAUGUGGUCAGGGCGGCGACUUCGUCUACAUGAGCUACAGGACCCUCCAGGAACCAAGAGAUCUAGGUCGAAGCCUGGCCCGUGAAUUUGUGAAGUAUCGCUACGGAGUUUUCGAUGAAGUUGGCUACAUAAAUGACCCUGUCUACCCGAUUUGCUAUUCGAGCGAGCCCUCACCACCUCAGAUAACCGGAUGCUCAGACAAGCCCAUCCAGUCAGUCGGAAUUUGCAGCAACGAUCAAAUGGUGAACACGAGCACUUUGGUCCACCCCCAAGCUCAAGCUUCCCUCAUGUUUGCCAACGAAGCGAAACACAUCACCAAGUUCUGCAGCAAGGAGACCCACAACAAGUACGCCCCGACCAAACAGAAUCUCAUGUGCGACCGGCUUAGUGUCCAAGAUGUCAUCAUGCAACAUCCUGAUUUCUCCAACAGCACAAGCCAACCACCAGUAGUUCCCAGAUUGCCCACGAUAGUAUACAAACGAGAGACUUUAACCCGAUACGUUGUUGUGAUUGCUGACACAAAGGAUAUGUCCAUCCGAGAAUCAUGGAACUACUUAAGAUUGGCAUUCCGCAAGUGGGUUGUUCAUGAUUUACCUUCCAACACUGAGGUUGCUCUUGUUACAACCGGCGAUCGCUCUGCAAAUCGUCUACGAAUCCUGAGCCCUCUACAAACUUCAAACGAAAGAGACCUGGUCGCCUCAAACAUACCUUAUACUGCAGGAGACUCAAGUGCUCCAGCUUGCAUUUCAUGUGGUCUUACAGAGGCUACCACGAUCUUGGAAGAACGCACGAGGGCAAAAGGACCGGCCAGUUCUGUAAUUGUUCUCAUUGCCCCUGGAAUGAGCCCUGACUCACUGAAGGAAGUCAACGAUGUUGUGAAUCGAGCUGUUAGCCACAAAAUUCGUAUCGCAACUAUCACAUACCCGGAAAUGUACAGAUCAAAAUCACUCGAUUGGAUGGCUCACAAAACUGGCGGUGUUGCUUUCACUGUCUCUGAAAGUAAACACAACAUGGACACCUCAAACAUCUUAACCUACUUCAAACUCACCAAUGUCAUGUACAACCUCAUUGAAACAUUUUACCAAGGAAACAAGGCAGAUUUACCCAUUGAGAUUCAUCGGCGUGAACUUCAUGAUGAUGACCGUAUAACAAGUGUAACAGGAUUUUUCUACCUGGAAGAAGGAAUGGGCGAUCCUGCUCGGUUCAACAUCUUCACUCACAACUUUCAAAAUCCUUUGAUCCGCAAUCUGGCCCUCAUUAGCCCCUCGGGGAAAACAUUUGCCACCCGAUCUGAUUCGUUGCUUUCUUUGAGACUUCUCAGUCUAUCUGCUCUCAUCAAUGAGACGGGUAAUUGGAGCUACUCAAUCGACAAGUUUUUUGGCAGUCAACAAUCAAACUAUGUUCAGGUCAUGGCAAGUCCAAGGAAUCGCAAGGCUCCCAUCAUUCGUGCCAGACUUUGGACCAGCGAAACUCUGAAUCCUUUUGUUCUCUACACUGAGGUAAAAUAUGGAGAAUGGCCCGUCAUCAAUGCUCGUGUCGAAGUUACUGUGACAAGACCUGGUGUAAAUGGAUCUAGCAUUCAUAAAGAGCAGUUUGAUUUAUUGGACACAGGAAGUGGAGAUCCAGACCUGAUGAAACAUGAUGGAAUCUACUCCCGCUAUUUCACCCCGAUUGUUGGUGGACCUGGUGUAUACACAUUUGAAGUCACAGUUUCUGAUAACAACAAUGCGUACACGUGGGACCAAAAUCUGGAAAUUCCCUCUCAUCAGCAACCUAUAAUCAUGGCUCCUAACUGUUGCGGCUCUAAAAUGAAGCCCCCUACAAGAGAAAAAGCUGUGGAAGCCUUCCAGCGUUUCCUGCCACCCCUGACCGUAACAUUCAACAGCGAAUCGAUGAAUCCAGUUCCAAACGCUGGCAGAAUCGGUGAUUUAAAAGUUCAGCUGAUCCCCGAUGAUAUCAGCGCUCUCUUAACCUGGACUUCUCCAGACAUGGGUGGUAGCUCAGUUGUACGUUAUGAGGUCCGCUAUGCCAACAGUGUUGAGGAUAUUGUAGAUAGAUUUGACUUUGCAACUCCAUGGACCUACAGUUCGCCGUUCCCCUUGGCUCCUGGCUCGGACUCCUCCUUCACUCUUAACAUGACAAAGAACCCAUCACUGAUGGGCCAAGUUUUAUAUGUUGCCAUCCGAGGCUACAAAGACUCUUCAAUUGAUGCAACACCUGGACCAGUCUCAAACUGGGUCCGUAUCCUGAUUCCCUUCGCUCCAACAACCACAACUCAAUCUCCAUACGCUCUUUCCCCUGCUGAUAGCUCAUCCAUCCUCGACAACCAAAGUGUAAUUCCCAAAAUUGCUGAAAUCGAGUUCAACAUGGAGAUUAUUCUAGCUGUUGCAGGUGGAAUUUGUCUCUUAGCCUUGUUCUUGGCAAUUUCAUGCUACCAUUGCCUCAUCAAGCGGAAGAAGAUUACCGAGAAAAAGUCCCCGAAAAAUGGUAAAAACGAGAAACAAAUCAAUGUCUCUGUUGUUCCCACCUCAAAUGGUGUCCCCAAUGGGAGUGUAUCCAUUUCGUCUCCAAUUUUAAGUUCAACAAUGUCUAACGAUAUCCACUCUCAGACCCUCCCGUCACACUUUGAGCCAUGUCUUAUUGACUCAGACGAUUCUAAAAAGCGUUACAGCAUUGCUCAAUACACGGAUAGUCCAUACCAGCAUCAACAAGAUAUCCACAUUGGCAAUGGCUUGAUGAGCCAAGUCAGCAAUUUAUCACCGAAUGGACAACAGUAUGUGGUCUCCAAUGGAAAUGGUACUCUGGUGCGAGGCCGCACUCUCAGCCCAUACCAGUCAUGGACAGCAUCUCAGCUGCUCCUGGAACAUGAAAGGCGGCACAGUCCAUAUGGUCAAGUCGGGGAGGACCAGUAUGCUCCUCCGGUGCCACCAUUACCAUCAUUCAACCAACAACAAGAAAGUAUAUACGGCAACAACUUGGAAAACCAUCAAGGGUUACCACCUCCAGGUCAAUAUAGUAAUAAUUAUCAUAGGACACCUAAUGGUAAUCUAAUGCUAUUCAAUCCUAGUCUGCAGGGUUCGUUAAGUUCUGUCAGUAGUGGAGACAAGAAAAAACGAAAUGUAACAAUGGUUUGAAAAGAAACUGUAGUUUAAAUUAACCAAUUUUUAGAUUUGAUCUAAGAGCCAAGACUGGAUAGAUUUGAGUAGUUAAUUGAGCAAUAAUUCUGCUUGUUUGUACCUACUUAAAACACUUUUCCCCCGCCAUAAGUAGAAGUUCCCAAUUGCAGGCGUUAAAUAUGUACAUUUUCUUUAAUUUUCUCUUUUGUCUUAAGAUACCACCAUGAUAAAGUGAAUCCAUAUCAUUUUGAUAAAACUUGAUAUUUCAUGAGGAGUUAAAUUAAUAUUUUUCAUUAUUGAUUUAAAAUAUUCAUUGUUUCUCAUUCUAUCUCAAUUUUGCUCAAAGGGACCCUUCAGAAAAUUUUCUGUGGUGAAAUUUUACCCUAGUGACCUUCCUCAAUUUGUUUUCUUUUUCUGUUACUAAUCCAAUUUCAUCAUUUUUUCAGCAAUAAAAGACGAAACAUUUGAUCAUUUUUUCCCGUUUUUUCGUUCUUCUAUUGCAUAGGAAUUGAUUUUCAUUUGUUUUUGCUGCAUACAAGAGCAUACUUACUUUUAGAUAUUUUUCUUAUUUUUAUCAGUUCAUUGUUUUUUUUUUUUUUUGGUAAAAUUUUGCUACUGGCUUAUUUUGAAAGGUCUUGUAAGUAGACCACUAAUAGGCAACUAGAGAUUUUUAAAAAUCUUAUAUUUUCCCUUUUUUAUGUGACCAUUUGUUAUAAUUUGAACAAUUUUGUAAUAUACAUAAUCUGUACUUUUUUUCCAAAUGAAUGAACGUGUAAAUAUGUAUGUAUUGAAUUUUGAUCUCAAUGUUGUUAAAGUUUUUCAAACGUUGUGUUUGAAUGCCAAUUAGUGUAUUUAAAAUUACUGCCAAAUCCGCUUUUGGUCUGAGAGAUAUGACUCUGUGCUGGUACGCAAUCACGUUUCAUCGUAUUGUAUUUCCCCUCAGGCAUUGUCCAAAUAUCUGCAAAUUGUGAUGUGUCUCUCAUUCCUGUAGUAAACAAAGUUUUCUGCAUCUCUGGAUAGUAAACUCGAUUAGGUAUUUAAAUAAAAAUGCCCCAUUUUUUAAAAAUACUAAAUAUAUGAGUAAAAUCAGUUUCUCUUCGUUGUGAAAAAAUCUCUCCCAAUUUUCAAAGUUUCAAGUAAGUGUUUACUGUGUUCUAGUUGAAUAUAUCUUUGUCGGUACUUGAUAUUUUAAAAAAAAAAUUUAAUUAUUCUAAUGUAAAGUCCUGAUCAGUCUAGGAUAUUCUCUAUUCCUUUUCCAUAACUUUUCAUGGCUGGUUAGGUUUAGUAUUAUUCCAGGUGUUUUGGACAGAAUUUGUUUUUCCUAUUUGUCUCCAAGUACUUUUUCUUGAUAUAGUUACCAAAUUUGUCUCUUUAGCUGCCAGUCUAAAUUUGGGGAGGUGAGAUUGACUUUGUCUUGUUUUGUCAGCAAUUUACUUUACUUAGUCCAAUUUUUAUUCCAAAGGUAUGUUCAAACACCUUUUAUGAGGAUAUUUUCUCCUAUAAUGAGGAUUUACUUUUUCGUUCGAUUUUCGCGUCUCUUAAUUUAAUUUAAGUAAGUACAUUCAGCCAUUAGCAUUUAUAUUUUCCACCUGUACAUAGUGUUUUUUGUAUCAACGUCUUGUAAAUUUGUAUACUUCUGUUCGAUAUCUUUAUCCAGCAAAUUUUGUGUAAACAAUUAUUUGCAACAAUGUACUUAGUUUUCAUCGCUCUGAUUGUUUGUGUUUGUAAAGUAUUUUGCAAAUGAUCUUUCUUACCGCAAUUUUUCGCCUUGUUUAGAAAUGGUAAUGGAUAGAAAAAGGGUUGCCUUGGAUUUUUGAAUGCAUAUCCAUUGAAAAUCAUUGCCAAAAUUACACUUGAUUAAAAUUAAUUUGUUCUUAAAAGGCGUCCCAUUUUUGGUGAACAAUUUUGCAUCUUUCCCUUUAAUCCAACCGACUGAUUUUUAUUUUCGAAAGUCCUUUAAUCAAAUUAAUCCUUCUGUUUGCUCCAAAAGUACCAAGGUACAGAAAUGAUAGAGAGAUAAAAAUUAAACCUAAGUAACAAUCAUCCUUCCCAUUUGCUCCCUGAAUUUAUUUGGAAUGAGUUGGUAGAUCAAUUGCAGUUCAGAUAUUUUAUGUUUGUUUCCAAUUUUGCAAACAUUUUUUUACAAAUACUCCAAUACGCAUUAAUCUAGUCACUGUUAUUAUCAACCCUCCACCAAUGGAGGUUUAAAUUGUAAAUUGAAUUUAUUUUCGAAUCUGUGUUAAAUUGACCAUUUUUUACUGCGUUGUUUUUCAGAAAAUCUGAUAUCGUAUUUUGUACCAUCUAGAUUUAACAAUUUUAAUUGCCAGUGUUUGUUUGGAAAGAAGUACUUAGGAAGGAAAGAACAAUUGACAGGAAGAAAAUGGGCAAUUUCAUGCAGAUUCAGAAUGUGAGAUAGUUCGUCUAAGCUCUUCAUAGUAUUGACUACUUGUAUCUAAUAAAUGUUGUAAAUGUAAAUUUUCUAUGAUUUGUGAAUAAAAUUUUUAUUGAUCAUUAAUACAA